GUUGGAUAUAGUUUUUGAAACAAAAUGGCAAAACAACAGAAGAAAUUUAGAGGAGUGAGGCAACGGCGGUGGGGCUCAUGGGUCUCCGAAAUUCGUCAUCCUCUUCUGAAGAAAAGGGUUUGGUUGGGAACGUUUGAAACGGCUGAAGAUGCCGCUCGAGCCUACGAUGAGGCUGCCAUUCUCAUGAGCGGUCGCACUGCAAAAACAAACUUUCCAUUGUCGACUGCCGUGGUCACGAACGAAUCUAGAAAUUUUGCUCCAUUUGGGUCGUUAUCGGCAAUUCUCAACUCUAAACUUCGCAAGGGUUAUUGUAAAUCUCUUCCUCCUUCUUUGACUUGCCUUCGUCUUGACACCAAGAGUUGUCAAAUUGGCGUUUGGCAGAGGCGUACAGGACGCUAUCGAGUGGUCAACUCGAACUGGUUGAUGAUGGUGAAGCUUGAUGAGAAAAAGAACGACGACGAAUACCGAGUAACGGAUCAUGAAUUGUUGGAAAAGGGUGUGGAAGAUGAAGUGAGAGUUUCAAAUGAAGCAGGAAGCUUAGACGAAGAAGAAAGAGCUGCUCUGCAAAUGAUUGAAGAACUUUUAAAUAAGAAAUAGACGAGUAAUCAAAAGGUUUUUUCAAGAAUAAUAAUUUCUAAAUCUAAACCUAAACAACUAUUACAUAUUUUUCUUUUUAACCAAAAAUUUAAUUACCUACUAUGCAUGUAUUGAUAUUAAUAUUUAUGAUCUAUAUAUCCAUCAAAGCAUCUAUGAUUCAGAUCCACACAUAAUUAAAUUUUAGUCUUUUUU
Molecule: messenger RNA, 789 nt
Organism: Cucumis sativus (cucumber)
Lineage: Eukaryota; Viridiplantae; Streptophyta; Magnoliopsida; Cucurbitales; Cucurbitaceae
Product: ethylene-responsive transcription factor WIN1
Exons: 3
Coding region: 25-597 (190 amino acids)
Biological process (GO): regulation of DNA-templated transcription
Molecular function (GO): DNA-binding transcription factor activity; DNA binding
Source: RefSeq, a predicted model, not a curated record